UUCGCAGUUGUCGCCGCGGUUUCUCCUUCGCAACUCCCCUUCGACGGUCACGUUCUCUAACUCUUCCUUUUUCUUUUCGGCGUUGCUGCGCUGAGGAUUAAUGAGUGUACGUGAGCUCCUCGCUACGAGCAGCGUUCCGCCGAGGUUUCGCAAGAGAAGCGCGCGCAGAUGAGCGGGGCCUUUUCUCUCUCUCGCUCCUUCCCCCCGUUUCCCAUCCUUCCCGAGAAACAUCGCCUCCUGGCAGUUUUCUCAGCAGUUGUGGCAGCGCGCCGCCAGCGGUCGUGCUCGGUCUUACGAGCCGCCCACUGUUUCGCGUCCCACCUUUAGUCUCCCCGCAUCGUAGAGAAGCCUGAGAGCAUCCUUUUUUUCCCCCAAGUCUCUCUCCCUUUCUUCUAAUUUCAACACCGCACCCAGCUCCUCCUCUCGGGGCGAGACGCUGCCCAAAAAGAGUCGCAGAAAACGAGACGAUAGAGCGACGGUCCUUGCGUGUCCGGCUCCCUCGCCCCGACUCGGAAAGGACGCAGGGUCUGGAUGAAGGGAGAAUGAAGCGGGCAGCGACCGCGUCCGGCGUGUGGGCGACGUUGCUGGCUGGGAGGCGCGGCGGCGGCAGUGGACGCCCGAAUCGCGCCGCCGUGUGACCGGCAGCAAGGCGCGCGGUGCGAGCGAGUGUGAGCGCGUGCGUGCGUGCGUGGGUGUGGCGUGGUGAACGACGACGCUCCCGUCGACCGAGAGUGCGUGCGUGGGAAGAGCGGUCUCGCUGUUGUGUGCGCCUCCGCCAGUUUUUUUGAGGCCUCCCGUCCAACGGCCACGGUUUAAACCGCGUGUCCCGUUCUUGGCUCGCUGCGCUUAUACCGGCGAUCAUGGAGAAAAGCGAGAAGAAGCCGAUGCGCUUCUCGUUCCGGCGCCGUCCCAAGAGCGUCAGCGUGGACCGAUCCGAGCCGCACAUCGUCGCCGACGCCAACAUUGCCCAGUACUUGGAGAAGAUGCACUACAUCAGCCAGGAAGAGGCCGUCAAGAUCGACCAAGAGCUCUUCUCGGAGUAUGCAUACAGUUUGGACCAGCUCAUGGAGCUGGCGGGCCUCAGUGUAGCCACUGCAGUCGCAAAGUCCUACCCUAAGGCGACCAUGACCAAAGGCGCCACCGUGCUUGUCUGCUGUGGACCUGGCAACAACGGUGGUGAUGGGCUCGUUUGUGCCAGACACCUUAAGCUUUUUGGUUAUGAACCAUCAGUGUUCUACCCGAAGCAGUCCAACAAGCCUCUGUUCCAGAACCUGACCAAGCAGUGCCAGGAGAUGGAGGUGCCAUUCCUGUCCUUCCUUCCAGACUCGCAGCUCAUUGCAGACUCCUACAAUGUAGUUGUGGAUGCCUUGUUUGGGUUUAGCUUCAAGCCUCCUGUGCGGCCAGAGUUUGCAGACGUGCUUGAGAAGAUCAAGAAGGUGAAGAUCCCAGUGGUCAGCGUUGAUAUUCCCUCAGGCUGGGACGUGGAGAAUGGAGGCGACGCAGAGGCCCUACAGCCGGAGUGCUUGGUGUCCUUGACAGCCCCGAAACUGUGCAGCCGCAACUUCAAAGGUCGAUGGCACUGGCUAGGAGGCCGCUUCGUGCCACCCGCGCUGGCCGCAAAGUAUGAGCUCAACCUGCCCCCAUACCCUGGCACUGAGUGUUGCCUCCUCCUCACCCCGCCAACAUCCUCAUGAGGCCUCUGCCACUCACUGAAACAGCAGCUGGCCAACCCUUGCUCCGUCUGUUAUUAUUGUUCUUUUUUUUUCCUCUGUGGGCUCAAGAUUUUUAAGAGCUGAACAUUGCAUAAUGGUUGCUUGCAGUACUCACUUCCUCAUUCAGCUGUAACGCUUGUAUUGAACCUUUGGCAUUAACUGACCAUGCAUGCAAUUUCUGUCAUAACAUUCAUCAGUGUGCGUUGGUACAUGUUGUACACGCGAGAAUGGUUUGUCUGAGCUGGUUGGUUGCACAGCGUAAGAUGACUUCAGCAGAAAACGUAGAUUAGGACAAUGAGACAGGAAAUGUGCUGUGCUCAGGUGACUGCCAUCUGAACAUCUGUUCGAUACAUUGAAGCAUAACACAGGAGAACUCAUUGAGAGCACAAAGCUUGUGAAGCCCAUAACUGUGUUAUGAAUCAAUGCAUGCAAUAAAUGCUUUGUUGCUAGUUGCUGAAGUGUCCUGUUGACCUAGUCCAUGUUAUCAGCUGAAAUAAUUUAGCUAUGCUUUACACUUAGCUAUGCUCAUUUUAAGCCAUGCAGUGGGUCCACUUUUGCAUUUUCAGUGACAAAGUGCAGUGGAACGUUAUAAGAACUCUCAUUGUCAUGUUCCAAGGCUUUAGGGCAGCAGGAGUGCUACAGAAGGCUCACCACAUGACUGAGCAAUGGCUUUUGUGAUGCGACUGCUAAGAUGUGCAUUUUUUUACUCUACAAGCCAAGUCAUGCUUGAGUAGUUGUAACAGUGUAAGCAAGCAAAACAUGAGCCCACACUGCAUCCACAAGCACAGUGUACAUUUGAAGCAACUAGCAUCAGGCAAAUGUUUUUGCUUGCUGAUGAUCACUUUUUGCAGACUUUCAGUAUUCAGUGUGCAUGUUGUUGCUUAUACUGACUACGCAAAGUUUAGAAAAGGCUAUUUACUGCCAACGCUGCACUGUCCUACUGUUUCAAGCUUUGGUGCCGUUGAGCCUUCAGCAAUGGCCAUUUUGGGCUUUUGGUACUUGGGCAGAAUUAUUAAUCAACAAGCAGACAUGUGUCUGUUUAUGGCACAAGUAGGGAGCUAGCCGUUACAAUUUGUCAAAUUUGGAGUAGCACAGUCUUUGUUGUCUGCAUGUAAAUUAGAAAGGUUGUUGAGAUAACUGUAUUGCCUUACUAAAGAAAGUUUGUGUACAGCUUGUGCAGAUUUAGCAGUGAGCUUAUUCACUGUGUCAGAUAAGCCCCCACUGAACUCUGUGCAAGACCAGCAAUGUUUCAGCAGUUACACACCUGUAUUGUUACAGUCAUUUGGCAAUAUUGAUGAGAGCUGGUUUGUAUUUGUGUACUGCUAUGUGCAGGGAAGGGCAGGUAGGGUAGACUAAACAGUAGCACAGUGUAAUCCUUCCGAUUGAAAGGACUACUUAGAAAGGCCCAUCAUAGAAUGAUUAAAUCUCAUGCAUUCGUCGGUUUCACCGAACUUUGCCGACUUUGUCAUGUGUUUGCUGCCACUGAACUAGACUCUCUGUGCCGAAGUCUUUUCAUAGAGUUAGGUGGAAGCUAGCUGGAAAAAAAAAAAAAAAAAAAGAGAGAACUCGGAAGGCACGUUAUAUGAGUCAUUCAAUGUAAUGAGCAAUUAUUUUCAGAGGUUUCUGAGCCACAUUGUACAGUUUUCACCUAGAGUUCCACAGCCACUGCUGCGAAUGAUGAGUACUGCCACUGGGCUCUAUGACAGGUCUCUAAUAGCACGCCCAGUGCUCUGUAGCUCAAAAGUGGGGAGUGCUGUCGACAUGAAAAUUUCUGUGGCUUCUGAGAAAAAUUAGUUCUGCAGACGCCAUUGUACACAGCCCAGUGAUGGCUCUUGUGUGCAGUGCCUAAAAACUUGCAACAAUGACUAUACAGUCAGCCUCGAAAGUUUAUGAAGCGCGAGAUUUAAGAAAAAAGCUCAAUAUCUGCCAAGUUUGGGCAUGCAAUGUCUAAAUGAAUGAAAAACUGCAUUGUUGGCACAUACUACUACAAACACCAAUUUUCAAUGUCAGGCUGUGUGCCCAGGAUUUGUGUAAAUUCAGCUUUUUUGCAGGUACUGUGCUCUGUAAACCUCUUCAGCCAGCACUAUUCAAUGAGGGUUACAGUUGGGAUAUAUGAUCAGGCUCUUGUGGCACUCUGCUUAAAGGUUGUGGAGGACAACGGCUUCCUAAGCUUUACAGCACUCAUCAGACAUGGUCUUCAAUGCAACACCUGGAGUCAGUGCCAGUCAUGCCUUGGUUGGCUUAGGAACCUUUGAAAAUGACUGUACAUUGGUUCACCUUAUACCCAAGGCAAACAACUGUGCAAUCAUGUUACUGUUUAUUAUAUUAUAUUACUAUCGCAUGUGCCAGUGGUGUGUUGUAAUUUUGCUCAGCCUUAAACCAAGCAUAUAAAUAACUUAUAGGCUGGCCAUGGAGGCAUGGCACUGAUGUAAUUGUAUUGUGCAUAUCCUUUUCUGCAUGUUUGUUGCAAAAAUUCUUUGAAAGUUCAAAGCAGAUGCCAGACUCUUAACAGGCACUUGUUGUACACAAUGUUUUUGAAGGUGAGCUGUGGGAAGGCAUUUAAAAUUUCCUGCCCUCCUAAAAAUGGUGUUUCUCAUUGUGUUGAACAGGUGCCACAAUAGGAACUUUGUCCUUGACCUCAUUCCCUUGUUUGUUUGUGAUGCAUGUUGAGAACUUUGUAUAAAUUCUAAAUGCUUUCUUUGUUGCCCAAUAUACAGAUAAGCAAGCUGUGGUGCCUAAGUUGGUAGCCAUCAAACCUGAUAUGCUAAGUGGUGUAACUCAAAAGACUAAUCAGUGCUUACAUUAAGUCACGGUGAAAGCUUCGCUACUUGAGGUACAUCAGGUGGUUGCAGCCCAAUCUAGAAUGCCAAAUAUUACUAUCGCAUAUGUGCCUCAUUUUGAUGCAAAGCCUACAUGUGCAUGUACAUGCACAUGGAACAUCAGUCUCCAUACUUGUGGGUGAACACUUUUGUUUUCUUUCAUUACAACUUUUAUCUACAAGUUUUUAUGGAGAGUCAUGUAUAUUUUCAGUGGACAGUUGGUGUAGUCAGUACACUGGUUCUGGUAACUAUUGCCAGAUUUCGACAACCAGGCAGGCUGCCAUGCUCAAGCACAAAUGUAUGAAACCUGUGCUUAGUGCACAGAUCUUAAUGUACAGCUUUUAUCAAAGGUUUCAAAGCCACUUCACUAGUGUAAUGUCUGUUGCCAGGUUUUGUUGCAGUACUCCUAUGGCACAUCAGAAGCUUGGGAGAGCGAUAAGCAAGUUGUGGAGUGUUGGGAGUAAUGAAGAUCUUACACAAGCCACAAUGUACAGCCCAGUCACGGGUCUGGUCAGGCACAGCCUCCUUGAAACUUUUGACGAAGGCUGUGCAAUACCUAGCUUUUGCAGACAAACAUGCACACUGUAAUUAUUGUUACCAGGACACUGUGCUUAUCUUUCUGCUGAGAAAAUGGAAGGGUAUUUUCUCACUAUGGACUGUUUGGUGUAUACUGUAGCUACUUCCAUAGCAGAAAUACAGGCUUUGUACCGGUGUUAUCCAUUUCUUGCUCCAAUCCGCAGGCAAAAUAGCAAUGUGAAACUUGCAAGUAGAAUAUGCGGUUCAAAAUGGAUCUGCAGUGAAUACAGGUUCUUAAAGUUGGUUUUUGAAUUUGCAAUUUAAUGUGUGUGUGUGUCACAUAAGUCGGAUUUUAUUGCAACUGACACAUUUUGUAAAGUCUGCAGUUAUAAGGUUGCCUUUUCAUUUUUUGCUCUACUUAAAAGAAGCUUAGAAAUUUAGCAUUGUUAUUUACGGAAUUUCUGUCUUUUAGGAUACUAGUCUGAGCAGGACAUCUAACUGCACACUUAAAUUUGAAGCAUGAAUACAGUUUAACAGGCUCAAUGCUGUUAAAUGGUUUCAUGUACACGCAGUGUAGUUGUGUGCAGCGCUACUGAAAUAUGAAGCCAUAUGUGCUCAACUCUGGUAUGGCAAUGCUUAGCACCUUUUAAAAGGAAUUGUGUAAACUCUCAGUGCCCUAGGUACAGUAAAAGGUCACAUCCUGCUUUAGCGAGUGCUUUUCUGGUUAAUGUCCUCACAACUCUAAUAGCAAUUCAAGAGUGCAGUGAUUAAUACAGAAACAAUUUUGACUACUUCAAAGACUGCUUAAAAUGCAUGGAUCACAAGGUCUGAGUAGCUGCUAGGAAUCUGAACAGCUUGGACACUUGAAAAUAUUCUUUAACAUGUAGCUGAUGCCAUGUAGAAACCUGUGCAAAAAGAACUUACCUUGUAUGCUAAUAAAUUACUUGGAGCUGCACGAGCCUUCUGUGCUAGGAUUUGAUGUGGCAGUAUUUUGAUCACGGCUUAGAACAUAAAAAUUCACCGAUGAUUACGGUACUCCCUAAUGCAAAAUUUGGCUUCACAAUAUAUUGGCUAGUGCAGACAAUCUGGCUCGUGCGCCACGUUGCAAACGGAGAGAAGUGUGGCGCGACAGCCUCGCUAAUCUGGAAAUGGUCGGAGCCAGCGCGUGGGUGACGCAUGGGCGCAAUUUACAGCAGCCACGGUUGACACGCCUACCAGAUGACGCGCGCUAUUCUGGCGCCAUCUUGUAGCCAUCGUCGCUGCAUUACGCUUUCGCCAUGCCCUCUUCCUCCUCCGCUUUCUGCUACUGCUGCACCCUCUUCCUCCGCUUUCCUCCUCGCAUUUUUCAUCCCCCACUGCGCUCUGCAUUCGCUCUUUCAUUCUUUGCUGUACUUGUUUGCUCGGUUACGCCGACGCUCGCCACUGAAACAGGCGCCCAAAAGCUCCACUCUAAAAUGCCACAUUUUAAAGUGAAGAAAGCAGGGCACAGGGCAUAAGUGCCUUGACCUAGGCGUGUCCGUGUAGAAAAUUUUAGACUGUUGUGAGGGCUGGCUAGUUAUAUGUGCUACAUAGGAAGUGAUAAGCUUCAUUUACCGUUAUAUGUGGACGUUUUCUGAAGCUAUAUGGUCAACACACCGUUGUGCAAACACAGAGAAAGGCAGAACUGUUUGGAAAAGUUUGCUAUGCAAAGCAGUGCUAAUAAAAACACGCAUCAUCUGUCGCACAGAAGGGCAGCCUAGUCUUGCAGCUCAAAAAUGCAAUAGCGUAGGUGCUGUAUUCAGUGGAAAUUUGUAGCAAUCUUGAGAAAAAGAAAAGUAUUUGCCUGCUGUGCCUUUAUUGUAGCACUGCAAGAAUGGCAUCACUUGCUGUCUAGAGUAGUUAUGUGCUGACCAUUGCGGCAGAUAGCCAGGAAGCCUCGAGCAACCCCAACAGCAGUUUUCAUAUUUUUCAAACCUUCUUGAGCACAGUGCAUGUUUUAGGAUGCAGCUGAGCAUUCUGUUGCUUACUGAAGCCAAGUAGGAGAAGCAAACGUGCCUAGAAAAGACAAGUAGGGCCAAGAAUCUUGUCAUUUGGAUUGUGCACAAUACAGUAUGCAGUGUCGACUUGGCAAGAGCUUUGAAACUGUAAAAUGUGAAGCUUGCUGCUUGUACGUCUGGUUAAACUAGCGUUGAUGUCGUCACUGGAGGCCUGUGUAUACAGAUUGUAAUCACAUUUGCAUCACCCAUUGACAAUGCCCAUCCCUAGGCUGACUUCUAACACUUUUUUUUUUUUCGUGUUUAUCACAGGCUAGUUAGCGCAGAAACCAUGUACAGAAUGAACACUCAUGCGAUCUGUUUUGUGCAAAUAAUGCAUCUGGCACUUGUAGUUAACUAAGUGGCCAAGUAAAAAUUAAAACAUGCUGUUGUCUGUACUAGAGUCGGGUUACUUAGCAUGCACUCCCCUGAGCAAGAGUUAACGGAUCAGGGAUCCCGCAAAAACCCCGAUUUUAUUCUUCACCUUUGAAUGCAACUUGAAAUUCAUGUCUGCAGUACAAGCUUGGCAUUGCAAGCAUCCUAGUGCACUAGCCAAUUUCAGUUCGUGCAUCUGAAUCGCGAAGAAAUUCAAAUUCAGUGUUUUUAGACUAACCUGUGGUCCGUACUCUCUUGCUUGCAAGUGUACAGUGUGAACAGGUUGUGGUGUACACACGACAAACAAGGAACAUGCAGGCAUAUUGUCUGCAUGCGCGCCUUUCUUGUAUUUAUUGUGCUGACACCACUGAUAUUUUUCCAAAUUUGAUUAUCUUCAAGUGUAGUGAUCAGCUGAGAAUUCAAGUGGUAUCAAAAUCUGGCAGGAAGAAAUUAACAUGAACAGCAGUGCACACUCCGUGCUCUCUAAAAUUUGGUCUUCAAUAGGCCUGCAGUAGAUGCAAUAUUUAUAAAUUACAUUCAUUGCAGGAGCACCUGUGCAAAUCACAGCAUUUUAACAUUCUUCAUGUCAGAUCCAACUGGACUCAGUUUCCUUUUCAACAAUGCAAAUUUUUCACAAAGAUGACUUCGGUGUGCUGGCCAGGACUGAUCUCCAUACUUGCUGCUGUGCAGUAUAUAUCCAGUGCAACCAAACCACAGGCAGAGAUAGACAGAACAAACAAAACUGCCGGAGACUUGUACAAACAACUUUGGCAAUCACGCAGACUCAUGCCGACCUGGGCUUAUGAUGAAUCCUAUGAUUACAGGCAACUAAUGAUGCAAUGAAUGUGCUAAACAUUGCCCAGACGUGCAGGUCCACUUACACCACGAAGUUGUACCACUUCCAUUUUUUUUUUUGAAGCAAGGGCACUGAAUUGACAGUACUAAUAGUACCAAUAUAGAAAGUAGCCACAAUUUUGCCAAACACAUGUUGCAACUUCUCUCCCGCAUAGUCUGCACACGUCUGCAAUUACUGGAUAAGUUCCCCCUCUCGCCCCUCCACUUCUCAGCUCGUAAUGUGUCCUUAAUAGUGUGUCAUUGGCAGCUGCACUCUUAAUAUUUUUACAUGUCUGCUACCUAGACUGACCAUCUCCAUGCCAAACUUCUUUGGCACCUCAUGUAACCCUCAGCCAAAUACAAGUGUUAGCACUGCUCAAUGUAUGGCAUGGGAAAAAAAAAAAAGCCCACCUUGGGCAUAAUUAUAAUUGGAGAUGGCUAUGACACUCUUCCCGACUUUUAUACUUGCUUCUAUUGUGCUUACAUAUGCGGACAAAAAUGAAUAAAAGCUCUCACAUUGGCA
Dermacentor silvarum is the source of this 8791-nucleotide messenger RNA. RefSeq names its product NAD(P)H-hydrate epimerase (gene Naxe). The coding region runs from base 861 to 1694 and encodes 277 amino acids. Gene Ontology annotation, molecular function: NAD(P)HX epimerase activity. The record is from RefSeq and is a predicted model, not a curated record. The transcript is spliced from 4 exons. NCBI's taxonomy places the organism in Eukaryota, Metazoa, Arthropoda, Arachnida, Ixodida, Ixodidae. Gene Ontology annotation, cellular component: mitochondrion.